CCUAGAUCAGCACUCCUACGCUUGAUAAAUGGCCCUAGAGCAGAGCUGGUUGACAGAAUAACAGAACAUAACACAAACACACUUUUGUCUCUGGCAGAGGGAGGCAAUGAUUUCACAGUCAGCAAGCAGCCAUGUGAAGAGUCACAAUGCCCCUGUCUCAAUGAACGAGUGCCAUGUCAAGGGAUUGAACCAUAUUGGAGUGAUGAUACAGAAAACACUGUUGUAUUCCUCUCAGGGGAUAAUGAUGAUGAAUACACUUAUAAAGCUAGACAUACACAAACCUGUCUAUUAUAUGAAUUCAAUGUGGUUGAUUUCUUCUUCACACUGACUGUGUGACUUGAAUGACGACCAAUGUCAUUUCCCCUCUGAUGAUUGUAUCAAUGAUUAGGCAAAGAAUGCAUUGAUGACUCAAUCCAGCCAAAUCAGGUCUUGGCUGAGCUCGUAUAUAUAGUUCCCAUGUUUCUUUCCACUAUAAAACUAUGAACAUUCCCCACAUGCAGUUAGUAUAUUUUCUUCUUGUAAAAACAGAUUUUUCUUCUUCUUGUGAUUGAUUCGUCAACCUGGUUCAUCUUCAGUGCUCGUGCCUUACUUUGGACACGCCACUAGGGGCGACAAAAUUAACGUUCGUUUUCCUCGCUAACUUUUACAAGCAAGUUAUUGGAUUGUGAAAGUAACGUGAAAGACAGAAUGGCAGAGAAUUGUGAGAGAAUGUCAGAAUGGCAUAGAAGUAGUUCCCAAAUAAAUACGUUGGACAACGAGAAACUUGUACGACCUAAAGAGAAACUGUGCGUGUUAUUGCAGCAGGCAGGUGCAGACAAAGACGUUUUCACCAUGAAAGAGGUGAUAUUCUACCUGGGCCAGUACAUCAUGAAGAAACAGCUUUAUGACAUGAAGCAGCAACACAUAGUGCACUGUGCUGACGACCCCCUGGGGGCUGUACUGGGAGUGGACAGCUUCUCUGUUAAAGAACCACGAGUUCUGUUCGCUAUGAUCACACAAAAUCUCCUAGCAGUGAAAAAUCAAGAAUCCCAAUCUGUCUUCACGGAACCCAGGAGCCAGAGUGAACCGGAUAGAGGGCCUAAGGAGACAGACUCAGACUGUCAUUCAUCAUCUACCUCAGAACGCAGGAGGAGAAGGAGGAGUAGUGACCCUGAGGGGACGUCGUCGACCCAAGAGGAGGACGGGUGUGAGUCCAGGAAGAGACACAGGUCAGACAGCUUUUCUCUGACCUUUGAUGACAGCAUGUCCUGGUAUGUGAUUGGAGGCCUGAGACGAGACCGGAGGAGCAGUGAGUCUUCAGACUCACACAGUAACACUGAAGUCGGUUCAUUGGUCAGUGACGCGUGUGACGAUGUUCUGAGCCAGGAUCUGGGCUCAGACUCUGAUAACUUCAGCGUGGAGUUUGAGGUGGAGUCCAUUGACUCGGAUGCCUACAGCGAUCCUGAAGAGGCUUCAGUGUCUGGAGAGGACGAGGUGUAUGAAGUCACCAUCUUCGAGGAGGACUCGUUCGACGACGACACUGAGAUCACGGAAGCAGACUACUGGAAGUGCUCAAAGUGUGAGGAGUUGAACCCUCCCCUCCCCCGAAACUGCAACCGCUGUUGGACGCUAAGAAUGGACUGGUUUCCCGAUUCUGACAGCAACUCUGCUGCCCCCAACCUCAAACCCUUACCCCCCAAGCCUACCCCAGCCCCGACAGAGCCCGACGAGACCGAAGGUCUGGAUGUCCCAGACGGGAAGAGAGCCAGGUCGCCCCUUCCCCUCCUCAAAGACUCCCAGGAAUUGAUGUCUGUCUCUGGCCCCGAUUCCCAAGACUCAGCCUGCUCCUCCCAGCCCUCCACCUCUUCUUCGAACUCCAACGGCGUGGGCUCAGGCUCGUCCUCUACUAGCGCCCCCUUCAGUCAAGAAGUGAUGGCACCAGACUUGGAGCGUUUCAACAGCCUGGAGGCUCACCUCCCCGCCAGCUGCCUGGAGCCCUGCGUCAUCUGUCAGACCAGGCCCAAGAACGGCUGCAUCGUACACGGACGCACUGGGCACCUCAUGGCCUGUUACACCUGCGCCAGGAAGCUGAAGAAGAGGAACAAGCUGUGUCCGGUCUGCAGGCAGCCUAUCCAGUCUGUCGUCUUAAUUUAUCUCAGCUGAGGACGGCUAUCGGCUAGACUGUGCAUUCCAAAUAAGCAGUCUAUUCCCUUAUGUAAGUGCACUACUCUCAACCAUGGCCCCAAUAGGACUCUGGUCUAAAGUAGUGCACUAUUUAGGGAAUAGGGUGUAACCCAUAGCUACACAACUCCCUGUUCCUCAAAAACAACUUAAAUCCUGAAUGAAUAAAUAAUGUUUUAAUUUUGUUUAUUUGGAAGUGAUUUUAUUUAUGAACUCUAUCAAACAAGGUGCCUGUUGUUGUGUUGAUUUGGGAUUGAUUUCUAGUGUUCAGUCAAAUAGCCUUUCUAGUUUUUCAAAUUUAUCAAAUUAUCUUAGUGGUGAAAUAUUCAAUAUAUUUUAUUAAAUAAAGAAUGUUUAGCAAAUUAA
Molecule: messenger RNA, 2526 nt
Organism: Oncorhynchus masou masou (cherry salmon)
Lineage: Eukaryota; Metazoa; Chordata; Actinopteri; Salmoniformes; Salmonidae
Product: E3 ubiquitin-protein ligase Mdm2-like
Exons: 11
Coding region: 688-2142 (484 amino acids)
Biological process (GO): cell cycle; protein ubiquitination; regulation of gene expression
Cellular component (GO): nucleus
Molecular function (GO): ubiquitin protein ligase activity; identical protein binding
Source: RefSeq, a predicted model, not a curated record